UAUACCAUUUCCUUAUCUUCUUCCAAGCUGGUUCCUUCAUGCUUAUUGAACCUUUAUUGUUCUGUAUUUAAAGGGCAUCUGGGAUUUUGGCACAUAGACUGACUAUACAGGAGCGAAAAUGAUUGAGAAAACCGAGUUGAAGAAGGAUGAAAGUCAGGACAGAAGCUUAAUAGGUUUGCUAUCUUGGUCUAUCAAGGGUGUUCUCAAUGUGCUCUUUAAUAAUAACAGCGAACAAGAAACUAAAAUUAUGGAGUCAAUGGUGGAGAAGACUGAAACUAAAAUUAUGGAGUCAAUGGUGGAGAAGACUGAGGUGAAGAAGGAAGAAAUUCCGGGUAGAAGCUUAGUAGAUUUGGUAUUCUCUUGGUCUCUCAAGGAUGUUCUCAAUGAAGAUCUUCACAAACACCAGGUGAGAAAGAUCCCAGAGACAUUCUCCUCAGCCACAGAGUACUUGACCUCAUUCUGUGAUGCACUUGUUGAAGAAACUCAUGCUGACUUGUUGUCAAGCGUGUCAACAGUAGCCCAAGCACCUACGCGUGCAAUAUUUUCUGUUACGCAAUCUGUUAAAUGUAAACCACCCAAAGACCUCCUUUACCAUGUUACACUUGAAAGUGUGAAAAGAAUUGAGAAUCAUGGUGUGAGAUAUGAACCUGAAGUUAGAGACAUCAUUGCCAUAACAGAUGUAAGACCAAAAUGCAUUGAUGAUUUAGAAAGACAAAACAGGUCCUAUGUUGUUGCUUUUGUUCUGAGUGUGAGAUACGAAAGUUCUCUGACAAUAUUGUCCUCAAAGCCUAUCUUGUUUGAACAUGACAAGAACAAGAAGAGACAGAAUCUUUAUGCAGUUCCCUUGGUAAACAUGACCACAAAUAUUCGUAUAUGGAGGGCCUUGAACUCUAAGUUGGAAGGUGGGAACUUAAACAUCAUUCAGAAUGUGCUGCAAUCUAGUUCUAUGGAUGCUACAAAUUGUACUACCUUCCUUAUUGAAGAAAAUUGCAAUGCUGCCUUCGCAGCUAUUAGUUCCAAAAUCUGCUCUUCUGAUUUAAAUGACUCCCAAAAAGAUGCAGUUCUUAGCUGCUUGGUAACUAGGGAAAGCAAUCAUCAGAAUACUGUCAAAUUAAUAUGGGGCCCUCCGGGAACUGGGAAAACCAAGACAGUUGGUGUGCUCUUAUUCUCUCUGCUUAGAAUGAAAUGCAAAACACUUACAUGUGCCCCAACUAAUACUGCUGUUUUGGAAGUGACACAGAGACUUCUAAAGAAUGUGACUGAGUCACUUGAAUAUGAUACUUAUGGGCUUGGAGAUGUGGUUUUAUUUGGAAAUGGAAAGCGAAUGAAGAUUCUGGAUCGCCAUAACCUCCUUGAUAUAUUCCUUGAUGAUCGAGUUAGCAUACUACAUGAAUGCCUUGUUUCAUCAUCUGGUUGGAAAGGUAGUUUAAUAUCAAUGAUAUGUUUGCUGGAGGACCCUCGACGGCAAUACAAUUUGUACUUGAAUGACAGAAGCAUGAUAGACAAUGAGGAGGAGAAAAUUGACGACAAGAAGAGCAAGAAAAAUGUGAGGAAUGUUAUUGUUAAAGCCUCAAAUGAAAACAAAUACAAGAAAAAUGAAGGACAGGUGGUUGACAAAUGUGAUAGUCAUUUAUCGUUUGAGGAAUUUGUUCAAAGAAGAUUCAAUUGCAUUUUACAGCGUUUGAAGUAUUGUAAUGUAAAUUUGUGUACACACUUGCCAACUUCUUUUAUUUCAUUAGAAGUGGUAAAGAAGAUGAAGUUAUCCCUUGAUUUGCUCACAUCUCUAGAAAAAUUGUUGAGUAAUGUUACUGUUGCUGACAAAGAAUUAGAGCAAGUCUCUGAAGAAAAUGAUCAAAGAUUUGGUCACUUGAUGAAAUAUGGUUUUGUGAGAGGAGAUUGCCUUCGGAUACUUAGAACAAUUCCAAAAAAAUUCCCUGUUCCAGAUUUUAGAUAUGAGUGGGAGAUUAAAAAAUUUUGCCUAGAAAAUUCAUGUCUAUAUUUCUGCACUGUAUCAAGCUCUGCUAAAUUACAUGAAGUAAAGACUCAAUGGGAAGUACUGGUUAUAGAUGAAGCUGCUCAGCUUAAGGAAUGUGAAUCCACCAUUCCUUUACAACUUCCUGGCCUCCGCCUCGCUAUUCUCAUUGGGGAUGAGCGGCAACUUCCUGCGAUGGUUAAAAGCAAGGUUUCUGAGGAAGCUGGAUUUGGAAGAAGUUUGUUCCAAAGGCUAGUAUUGCUAGGAAAAAAUAAAAACCUUCUUAAUGUCCAGCAUAGGAUGCAUCCAUCCAUAAGCUUAUUUCCAAAUAGGGUGUUCUAUGAAAAUCAGAUUUUGGAUGGCCCCAAUGUCAAAGAAAGAAGGUAUGAGAGGCGAUUCCUUCAGGGAAAUAUGUUUGGCUCCUACUCUUUCAUUAAUAUUGCACAUGGAAAAGAGGAAUUUGAUUACAGCCAUAGUCUCAAAAAUAUGGUUGAGGUUGCUGUAGCAUCUGAGAUUGUUGCAAGCCUUUUCAAAGAAUUUGUUCGCACAAAGAGGAAAGUUAAGGUUGGUAUCAUCUCACCAUACAAGGCACAAGUCUAUGCAAUUGGAGAGAAGGUGAAACACUACAGUGCUGAUUCUAAUGAUGACUUCUCAAUUAGUGUUCGCUCUGUUGAUGGUUUCCAAGGUGGUGAGGAGGAUGUGAUAAUUAUCUCAACUGUCAGAUGUAAUAUGAAUGGAGUUGUUGGUUUUCUUGAAAAUCAUCAAAGAGCAAAUGUGGCACUAACCCGUGCAAGGCAUUGCCUUUGGAUAUUGGGAAAUGAAGCAACUUUAACUAAAAGUUGCACUAUUUGGAAGGAAUUAGUCAUUGAUGCCAAGAAACGGGGGCGUUUCUACAAUGCUGAUGUAGACAAUGUUGAAGUAGGGCCCAUAAAGCCUGUUGAGCUCAUGUGGUACAGACGGUUGAGCUGUGUACAUGGCUAG
This is a messenger RNA of Quercus lobata, 2953 nucleotides long. RefSeq names its product helicase sen1-like. The transcript has 8 exons. The coding region runs from base 119 to 2953 and encodes 944 amino acids. Lineage: Eukaryota; Viridiplantae; Streptophyta; Magnoliopsida; Fagales; Fagaceae. The record is from RefSeq and is a predicted model, not a curated record. Gene Ontology annotation, molecular function: helicase activity.